AAAUCGAAGUCAUGGAAAUCGACGGCCCUGCGCCUAAUGUUCCGCCCAACACUGGCGCCGAAAUACAGAUAAUCGUCAAAACGCGCGGCAGGCGAAUCCCAAUACAAACGCAGUCGUCGGCAACCGUUGAGGACAUCAAAAUAUGCAUCCAGGAUAAAGAAGGCCGCUACACUCAAAUACCGUGUUUGGUAUUUCGGGGGCAGAGGCUAGAGAUUGGCAGGACUAUGUCGAGUUAUGGCGUUCAACAAGAUUCCAUCUUGCACGUGGUUUGGAUCCAUCCCAGAUUUGAAUCGAUCACAUUGCCGGAUGGCACCGAAGCAGAACACCAACUUGAGCAAUGAAGAAAGAAAAUGGUGUUUGCACGGCUACAGACUAUCAACCGAGUUUCUUCUAAAUCUAAUUCCAACUUCGCACCUUGUUGCUGGGUGUUUCCAUGCACCUCAUCCGCCCUGUUUGUAGAU
Mytilinidion resinicola is the source of this 461-nucleotide messenger RNA. RefSeq lists its product as uncharacterized. The record is from RefSeq and is a predicted model, not a curated record. Gene Ontology annotation, cellular component: cytoplasm; nucleus. The transcript is spliced from 2 exons. Gene Ontology annotation, biological process: protein ubiquitination; modification-dependent protein catabolic process. The coding region runs from base 12 to 341 and encodes 109 amino acids. NCBI's taxonomy places the organism in Eukaryota, Fungi, Ascomycota, Dothideomycetes, Mytilinidiales, Mytilinidiaceae. Gene Ontology annotation, molecular function: protein tag activity; ubiquitin protein ligase binding.